This is a messenger RNA of Ipomoea nil (Japanese morning glory), 3556 nucleotides long. RefSeq names its product putative pentatricopeptide repeat-containing protein At5g09950. The record is from RefSeq and is a predicted model, not a curated record. Bases 1 to 3252 code for a protein of 1083 amino acids. Gene Ontology annotation, molecular function: RNA binding; zinc ion binding; protein binding. The transcript has 2 exons. NCBI's taxonomy places the organism in Eukaryota, Viridiplantae, Streptophyta, Magnoliopsida, Solanales, Convolvulaceae. Gene Ontology annotation, biological process: RNA modification.
AUGGCGGCAAAGACUGAGAUGAGAUUGUAUUACUAUAACCCAACCACCACUCUGAGUUUCAAUACAUUCGCUGCAUCCAUCCUUCACAUAGAGGAACAGCACUUUCAUCGUCCCAUCGCCACCAACCCACAGCUACCCAAAGAAUCCAUCUUUAAAUUCCAAGAUCGCUAUAACUUCGAUCAUACAUCAAGUGAAAGCAGUGCUUCCAACCGCUUUGGGACGACUGCUUUACCUGAAACACACUCCUCUUUCUCGCCCUUGUUUUCUGGAAAGUACGGUUAUUUAGUCGACAAGUACCGGUUCCUGAGUCCUGUGAACGACGCAAAACAUCUGCAUUUGAAAAUUGUGAAGAAUGGGUAUAGUCAAGAAUUGUUUUUGUGUAAUUACCUUAUUCAUCUGUAUGUGAAAAAUGGUGAUAUGGCUGCUGCAAGUGACCUGUUCGACGAGAUGCCUGACAGGAACGCGAUUACCUGGGCUAGUUUGAUCACAGGGUAUGCUAAGAAUGACAUGCCCAAUGAGGCCUGUGAAAGUCUUCGACAGAUGGUGCGUUCGGGAUUUGUUCCUAACCAUUAUUCUUUUGGUAGUGCUUCAAGGGCUUGUCAAUCUUUAGGGGCUUGUGGGCUUAGGUUGGGGAUGCAAAUUCAUGCUUUGGUUUUGAAGACGUGCUACUUGGUUGAUGAGGUUAUAUGCAAUGUGUUGAUUUCUAUGUACAGGUGUUGUGGUGAUCCUGGGGAAUAUGCUUGGAAUGUAUUUUGUGGUAUAGAAGCUAAGAAUUCAGUGUCUUGGAAUUCUAUAAUUUCCUUUUAUUCUCAAAGAGGAGAUUCUGCUUCUGCUUUCAAGCUUUUCUCCAUUAUGCAAAAUGAGAGCAUGGAAUUUUAUUCUAAACCAACUGAAGACACUUUUGGCAGCUUAAUUUCCACUGCUGCUUCUCAUGGUAAUUGUGGUUUGCUUUUGCUAGAGCAGGUAUUGGGAAGAAUUGAAAAAUCUGGAUUUUUAAAAGACCUGUAUGUGGGCAGUGCUUUAGUUUGUAGUUUUGGAAGGCUUGGCUGUCUUGACACUGCAUUGAAGAUUUUCAAGCAGAUGGGCAUGAGAAAUGUAGUGUCUAUGAACGGUCUGAUGGUUGGACUCAUUCAACUAAAGCGAGGGGAAGACGCUGCUAAGGUUUUUGUUGAGACAAGAGACAUGGUUGAAAUAAAUUAUUCCUCUUUUGUUGUUCUUUUGAGUGCUUUCCCUGAAUUCUCUUUGUUGGAAGAAGGAAAACAAAGAGGUAAAGAAGUACAUGCAUAUGCUCUCCGAACUGGCUUGUAUGAUUCCAAGGUUGCUAUUGGAAAUGGUCUAAUUAAUAUGUAUGCAAAAUGUGGUGCAAUUGAAGAGGCCCGUUCUGUUUUUAACCUCAUGAUUGAUAAGGAUUUAACAUCUUGGAAUUCUUUGAUCUCUGGUCUUGACCGGAACGAGUGUUUUGAAGAUGCAGUCUGGGGUUUCAGAACAAUGAGGAGUAUUGGUAUGAUGCCUUCAAACUUCAAUUUGAUCAGUGCUUUGAGUUCAUGUGGGAGCCUUGGUUGGAUCAGGAUGGGCAGUGGAAUACAUUGUGAAGCAAUUAAAUUGGGACUUGACUUGGAUGUGUCAGUGUCUAAUGCUCUCCUUGCAUUGUAUGCUGAUGUUCGGUUUAUCUGUGAAUGCAGGAAAAUAUUCUCCUUGAUGCCUGAACGUGACCGUGUUUCUUGGAAUUCUAUAAUUGGUGCAUUGAGUGAUUCUGAGGCAUCUACUUUUGAAUCUAUAGAAUAUUUCAUAGAAAUGAUGCGUGCUGGAUGGAGACUUAACCGAGUUACUUUCAUAAAUGUCCUUUCUGCAGUAUCAUCCCUUUCUCUUCUUGGUCUUGCUAGCCAAAUUCAUGCUCUGGUACUAAAAUACAAUGCGAUGGAUGAUGUAGCUAUUGAAAAUGCAUUUCUUACUUGCUAUGGGAAAUGCGGGCAAAUGGAUGAUUGUGAAAAAAUAUUUUCUAGAAUGUCUGACAGGAGAGAUGAUGUGAGCUGGAACUCUAUGAUCUCUGGGUAUAUACACAAUGAGCUCCUAACAAAGGCCAUGGGUUUAAUCUGGCUUAUGCUGCACAAUGGUCAGAGGUUAGAUUGCUUCACCUUUUCUACCGUUCUGAGUGCAUGUGCCUCAGUUGCAACACUAGAGCGUGGCAUGGAAGUCCACGCGUGUGGGAUUAGAGCUUGUUUGGAAUCAGAUGUAUUUGUUGGGAGUGCCCUGGUUGACAUGUACUCCAAAUGUGGCCGUAUAGAUUAUGCUUCAAGAUUCUUUAAAUUAAUGCCUGAAAGAAAUGUAUAUUCAUGGAACUCAAUGAUAUCUGGUUAUGCAAGGCAUGGACAUGGACAUGAAGCACUAGAGGUUUUCAGAAAAAUGAAGCUGGAAGGCCAACCACCAGAUCAUGUUACUUUUGUUGCUGUCUUGUCAGCUUGUAGCCACAUAGGACUCAUCGAACAAGGAUUUGAUCAUUUUGAAUCUAUGAGCAGAGUGUAUGAUUUGACCCCUCGAAUCGAGCAUUUCUCUUGCAUGGUUGAUCUCCUUGGUCGAGCAGGCGAGCUUGAUAAGAUGGAGGACUUCAUCCAAACAAUGCCAUUAAGGCCUAACGCGCUAAUCUGGAGAACUGUUCUGGGGGUAUGCAGUCGAGCUAGUGGUCGCAAAAGAGAUCUAGGUAGGAAGGCUGCACAAAUGCUUAUGGAGCUGGAACCUCAAAAUGCAGUAAACUAUGUUCUUCUAGCAAAUAUGCACGCCUCUGGUGGGAAGUGGGAAGAUGUUGCUCAGGCCCGACGCUCUAUGAGGGAAGCAACAGCAAGGAAAGAAACAGGAUGGAGUUGGGUCAGCAUGAGAGAUGGCAUUCACGUUUUUGUUGCUGGCGACAAAUCUCACCCGGAUACAGAUGCAAUCUAUGAAAACCUCAGGGAAGUGCACAAAAAGAUGAAGCUUGUAGGGUAUGGGCCGCAGAUAAAAUAUGCUUUGUAUGACCUUGAUCUGGAGAACAAGGAAGAACUCCUGAGCUAUCACAGUGAGAGAAUUGCAGUUGCUUUUGUUCUUACACGCAAAUCGGAGAUGCCAAUAAGAAUAAUGAAAAAUCUCAGAAUUUGUGGGGACUGUCAUGAUGCCUUGAAAUACAUAUCACAAAUUGUUGGCAGGCAGAUAAUAGUACGAGACUCCAUCAGGUUUCAUCAUUUUGGUGAUGGGAAGUGCUCAUGUAAUGAUUACUGGUGAUUGAUCAAGAGUUGCUUCUAUCAGGAUUCAGGAAGCUGCCAUUGCAGCAUUACUGUGGCACAGGGAUAAGGAGAUUGAGAAGGCCAUUUUGCAAGUAUGGAGACCACACAAAAGAGUGUUGUAUUCUUAUGAGGGUUUAGACUGUGAAUGACUGGCUAAGACAAGGUAAUGAUCAUAGCCUGAUCAAUUUUUUUGGAUCAACGGGAGGGGCAGGUCGAAGCUCAAACUAGGAAAAUAGUGCAGAGUCUCUCCUCAACUCAGAGACUCCCAACCAACCGUCCUCUAAAAUUUGCUAAAGGAUUAU